AUGGACCCUUUCGAGAAAUCAACGACGGUCGAUCCGGAAGUACGAGCCUACAUCUCUUCGCUCGUGAAUGCUGUCGGAGGUAGCUCCACAUACGACAACACCUACCAAGUAGGAGACGACGCUGUUGCCGUUCUUAAGGAUCUCCAACGAUGGCUCCGUUUAUACGACGAGAAGACGAAUCGCUUGGACGUGAAGAGAUGUCUGGCAGAAGCGAACUUGGUCAAGAAUGAUCUCCUCGAGAUUUUGGCACUGUGGCCUGAGAAUGUAGACAAUAAGCACAAGGCCAAAUUGGCGCUGGCAUGUCUGGAACUGCUUGUGCCAUUGACUUGGCCUCUGGCGCUGGAGGGCGAAAACGCGACGGUGAAUCACCACCGUCACGUUCCAUAUCUACAACUGGCGCAAGUUGGGUACAAGAGAGCGGUUUUGCACUUCGAGUAUGCGAAGAUACUUCGGACCGCCGUCCGCGUGGGCCUACCUGCUAUGGCGCAACCGCGAAGAGAAAGGAGCAGGAGAGAUGAAGGCAUCAUCAAACUGGUCCUCUACUUUUUCCGCAACAUAGCAAUGAUCACGCAACCUCAGCGUCUGCCUUCGCAGGGCGAUGAGAACGAGAUCAGCCGAAGCGCAACGAUCGAGGCGUUUCAACAGCAAGACAUCUUCAGCGUUCUCCUCACUAUUGGAUCCGGCAUGAACGAUGAAUUCCAAGAGCAGGACGUGAUCAUGCUGGAAAUCCUCUUUCACCUGGUGAAAGGCAUCGAUGCGAGGAAGCUAUUCAUGAAGAAAGAGCAGGUAGCGAACGAAGAGACACAAGAAUUGAAGACGCUGCUCCAGAAGGAGAAAGCCAUGCACAAUAGCUACAAUAAGCAUGCACCGACAAGGCACAACAGAUUUGGCACGAUGAUCUGGGUGAAGCGUGACGAAAUGAAAAUGUCGACCGUCUCCGGGCAGAGCACGAUUACGGAUGAGAGCACCACGCUGCAUCAGAUGGACCGCAGCAAGAAAUGGAACAAGCCGCAGUACAGAGGCAAGCUUGCUCAAGAGUUCGACGAGAAUUCUGAUUUUGGAUCCCAGGGUCAGCUAUCGGAGAACGCCAAGCACCACCUCCGCCGGUUUGUGGAAGACUUCUUAGACUCAUCAUUCAACCCGUUAUUCGCAAGUCUGCGAAAGGCAAUCGAGCGCGAAGCCGAUCGCGUGCAGGAUACGAGGCACCAUAAGCAAUAUUUCUAUCUCAUUUCGUGGUUUUUGUCAGCCGAGGCCUCUAGACGAGAUCAGUCUAGAAGAGAGAGCACUUGGAAUGCAGACCGCGCGACACAUGUCAACCCAGAAGACAAUACCUUUGCAUAUAUUGCAGCCGUACUGGACCAGGAGACGUUUGUGCUGCUCAACAGACAGAUGCAGACAGCGUUUGACAACAAGAACUGGCAGGACUUACAAGCAACACUCCUCUGCUUUACCCAGAUCCUGUUGACGGUGCAAAGUAUGGCGCAAAGCAAAGACGAAGAGGACCAAGAGAUUGCGGAGAAUAUUCAGAAUCGCAUCUUCUACGAGGAAGGGACUCACGAUCGGAUGGUGCAGAUAUUACGAGGCUACACUCAUCAAGGUUUCGCAUAUCUAGAUGCUGUCACGGAAUGCGUGCAUGUCUUCGUCCGCAUGCUGGAGAACUACAGCAAGCAGAAUGUCGACCUACAGAUCCGGUCUAAGCGGCGAGCUCGCAAGAGGAAGAAGCAGCAGUCUGGCGAUGGUGAAGGUGGUGAUGAUCCGGAAGAGAAUGCUGGAGAUGUCGAAGAUGCUCAUAGAGCCGUCUCCGAGAGGAAGUUCGACUUCGCAAGGUUCUCGGCCAAGUUCCUGUCGCAGCCCUGCGUGAACACUUUCAUCGCCCUGACGCACUAUCACCGCGAUCUGACACCUGUGCAACUGAAGCGUGCUCAUAGAUACUUCUACAGGCUAGCUUUCAAGCACGAGCUUGCUGUACUGUUGUUUAGAGCCGACAUACUUCAUCUGUUUCACAGAUUGAUCAAAGGACCCGAAGGCCUGGAUCCUGCAAUGGAAGGCUUCAGAGACUGGGAACAACUGGUUCAGCAAGUCUUCCGCCGCUGCAUCAAGUGGAUGGAGCGUGAUACUGAGGGACAGGGCUGGAAGGAGGCUAUGGUUGUGGAGAUGCUUUUCAGUAAGAUACCGGCGACUGUGUUCUACCUCCAGAACGGGUUUGAGAAGGCGGUAGAGAAGAGGCCGCCACGGCCACCGGCGGAACUGGAGCUCAAGGCUAGUGUAGUUGAAGACCAAAGAAUCGGGGUUGCCGUUUCUGUGAUGAUAGAGCAAGCCAAGGCAGAUGCAGUCGGCUGGGUCAAGAAGCAGCUCGAGAAUGCCGCUACCGAGCGACAAGCUUGGGAAGAUGAACAAGCGGCCCGAGCAGGCGUGAUGGAUGAAACAGAAGACGGUGCUGCUCCCGAGCCCAUCUCGCCUCCUUCGAUCUUCAUCACACCUGACACAGACGAGCGCAAGACGGCUUUGUUCAAGGACAAACAUCUUCGCCUUCUUUUGACGACCCUCGGUAUCCAGCGUCUUGGUCUCGCCGAAGACGUCGACGCAAGCUGGAUCAUUCCCCCUGAGCUCAACUUCUCCCUGCUUAACGAAGCACUCGACCAAAUCAAAAAGGCCGAAUUUGACCCGCCCACAUUCAAAGACGACAAAAACGCCGAAGAUUUCAUUCGCUCGAAAGCCUCUGCCCGCCGCAAUGCAUCGUUCUCCGAUUCGGACUCUGAAGGUGAAGGGGCGGGUAGCGGUGGAGACCUCGACGAAGCCAUGUUUCCUCCAAAUAUCCGCGAGAAGCGCCGUAAGAGAGACGAUGCAGGUGACCGACCAAAGAAGCGCAGGAAGAGGGAUGCAACCGAGCUUACGGAGGAAGAGGCCGAUGCCAAGAGGAAAGCAAAGGAGAAGAAAGAUUCGGAGAAGAAUGCUAAGAUCAAGUCGAAGCUCUUCAUUACAGAUUCUGACGAUGAGACUGACGAGGAGCGCGACGCCGAGUUCUUCAGACAAGAACGCGAGAGGAAAGAGCAGACGGCUGGAGUCAUUCGAAAGACUCUGAUCAAGCAGGUGAAGAAUGCGCAGAAGGAGGAAAAGAACUCGAAAGGGAAGAAGAGUAAGGCUGCUAAGGACCAGGCUCGAAAUGCAAAAGCGAGCUUGGGCGACGGUAGCGGUGACGAUGAUGAAGACGACGAUGAGGAUAUGCAGGAUGCUGGAUCUGCUUCCUCUGCGAAGGUCCCUAUCGUGCUGUCUGACAAUGACCCGUCGUCUUCGGAGCUGGAGGAAGAGAGUGACAAGGCGGAUGAAUCGGACGAUGAUGGUGUGCAGGCAGGGAAAAAGAAGGAGACUCCGUCAACAUCGCCCACACCGGCCAAAGAUGCGAGCUCUCCACCUUUGAAAGAAGUGUCGGCAAAUGCAGCCCAUGCAAUGCCUGUGGAAAGUGAUGAUGAAGAUGAUGAUGUGCGAAUCACGAAGCCUGCUGCAAGGAGAAAUGUGAGAGCUGGAUUCAUUUUGGAGGACAGCGAUGAUGAGUAG
Lecanosticta acicola is the source of this 3555-nucleotide messenger RNA. The record is from the annotation of a GenBank genome assembly. NCBI's taxonomy places the organism in Eukaryota, Fungi, Ascomycota, Dothideomycetes, Mycosphaerellales, Mycosphaerellaceae.